Racocetra fulgida is the source of this 1287-nucleotide messenger RNA. The record is from the annotation of a GenBank genome assembly. NCBI's taxonomy places the organism in Eukaryota, Fungi, Glomeromycota, Glomeromycetes, Diversisporales, Gigasporaceae.
AUGAAGUUUUCACCCCGCGAUAAUUUAGGCACUCGUUCCCAUCCUAUGGCAACAGAAACCGAAGCCACAAGCAAUCCUUCCGAUUCUAUGAUAAUUGAUAAUGAACCAAAACGUACAAAAUUAGAUCCAGCCAUAGAUCCAGCUAAUGGAAGCACACGUCGAUCUAGAGGUCAAUUUUAUGUGGAGACUCCAGUAUUUUCGAGCGUUGAUUGGAAAUCUAUAGAUUUUAUAUUGAUUACAAAUUAUAAAAAUAUGCUUGCACUACCUUAUAUAACCGAAUAUUCUGAAUUUAGAGGAAAGGUUUACGCAACGGAACCUACGGAUUUAUACGGAGUUGAAGUUACUGCACAUAGCGCUGGAUAUUGUUUAGGCAGUGCUAAUUGGUCGAUAAUUUGUGAUACUGAAAAAGUAACUAUUGAUUUGUGCGAAUCGCAUAGUGAAGAUGACGUUAGAUUAGAAUCUAUUUUACCUAUGUUACGUGAUAUUGGAAACUAUGCAGAUAUGUUUGAUAGAAAUUUGCUCUAUUACGCUGCUCGUGCUGAUAGUUCUCUCCAGGAAAUAUAUAAAGAACCAUGUGUUGUCUUUGCGGGACAUUCUUCCCUGCGGAGCGGCGCAGUCAUUAAUUUUAUUAAAAAAUGGGGAAAUAAUCCAAACAAUGCUAUCAUUUUCAUAGAAUCAGAAUUCAACUUUAAAGAAGCUAUUUCCGCAUUUGACGGCUUGCAAAUUAAAACAAUGCAUUUUCCAAUCGAUAUUCGCCUUACAGUUGAACAAGCAGUCGAAAUGAUUAAAGGAUUGAAACCUCGGGAAGUACUGUUCCCUCACGGAAUAGUCAAAAAUGCAGAUGACAUACGAAGACAAAUACCUUCAUUGGUUACUCUGUACGAACAUUUAGACAUUGUUAAUGUCUCCAUAAAUUCACAAUAUAAGAGAACUUACAUGGCAGAAAAUCUUGCAUCUGAAAUAUAUACAACAAACAUUGGUGAAACAAAGGUUGCUGCAUUAUAUGCAAACCUCAAAACAUAUAACAAUCAAUCUUCUCUAAUUCCUUCCGCAAGUAGUCAAAUAUUAAAACAAACUUAUGUGAUCGGAAAUAUAAAUGUACCGAGCUUGAUAGAUAAACUAACUGAACAGUUAAAUGAUAUAAAAACUGGAACGUGCACCAUUCACAUUGAUUCCCCAAAGGUUGUAAUCAAUUUAGAUGGUAACAAUAUUAAGAUUGAAACUAAAGAUAAUUAUACUAGAAAAUUGGUUUCGGAUGUUUUGAACCAGCUAUUAAUAGCAUUUUGA